Suillus subalutaceus is the source of this 1461-nucleotide messenger RNA. Its product is annotated as WD40-repeat-containing domain protein. The transcript has 7 exons. NCBI's taxonomy places the organism in Eukaryota, Fungi, Basidiomycota, Agaricomycetes, Boletales, Suillaceae. Gene Ontology annotation, biological process: DNA-templated DNA replication; rRNA processing. Bases 1 to 1461 code for a protein of 486 amino acids. The record is from RefSeq and is a predicted model, not a curated record. Gene Ontology annotation, cellular component: nuclear pre-replicative complex. Gene Ontology annotation, molecular function: protein binding.
AUGCAGGAAGUGGUUCUAUGUGCUGCUGCACCCCAGACCCCUGGCUCUGGUUCAGGUGCAAUCGUUCUACAUGACGUCCAGACUGGUACCUCGCUUGCUUCCUUCAAACAAUCAAAUUCUGGACCACACUGCAUAUCAUUCGUCGAAACGCGCGAUGGCCAAGGAGGAUUCAUACUUGCGGCACAACAAGAGAAAUCAGUUCUAAACGUCUACAACUUCCAAAAAGACCAACUCGCUUUUAAAAUAAUCCUUCCUGAAAAGCCUUCCUGCCUUGCUGUGGAUACUUCGGGAACUUUCUGCGCGGGAGGGACAAGCCAAGGCCGAAUCUAUCUCUGGGAGGUCGCAUCAGGCAUCUUGUACAACUCCUGGGACGCCCACUAUCGCCGCAUCAAUGUCCUCAAAUUCACCCAUGACGGUGCUGCUCUUAUUUCAGGUAGUGAAGAUUCUGCUGUUAGCAUUUGGUCCGUGGCAAGACUCGUCGACGAUGACACGCAAAACGAGCUUCCGACCCCAUAUUGUACGCUAUCAGACCACACCCUACCAGUAAAAGACAUCGUUUGCGGUCUCGGCGCAUUCCCUACUUGUCGCGUGCUCACCGCGUCCCUCGAUCAUACUGUAAAGCUCUGGGAUCUGUCUUCUCAGUCGCUGUUGACUACCUUCCACUUCCCUAAACCCAUAUCAUCAACAGUUUGGGACAUCACCGAACGCUUGUUUUUCGCUGCUUCACUGGAUGGCUCCAUAUACCAGGUCAACCUUUUCCGCCAGCGAACCGAAAAACACGCUGGUCAGACAAUCGAAGCCGUCGGAGGCGCAGGCGUCAGCGAUCUCAUCCGUGUCGCCGACGAGGACAGCAAUAGUCGAAAGUGUCUCAUAACAGUCGGCCAACCAAUAACAGUUCUCACCAUCUCCCUCACCAGCUCUCUUCUUCUUGUGGGCACUUCCACGGGGCUCAUCCACAUCUACGACAUUGCUUCCCACCAGCUCCUUCGCACCAUCUCGACGUACAAGGGCAUGUCAAUAUCCCAUCUCGCGACCAUGCUCAAACCGCCUGACCUUGUCGGACACAUCAGCCUGUCCCUCGGUCUUGGAAGUUCCGCCGAUGCGAAAGAUAUCAUUCCUAUGCGCCCUGUCGUGCCGUUCCACCGCAUAAAAGAUUCAAAGUUAAGGGAGGCGCACGAAGUGACAAUGAUGCUUCCCGUGCAGGACGAGACCCCUGGAGGCAUACCAAGCGCUUACGAUUACCCCGAGGCCGACUUUCAACGAGAUUACGCGUUUUUCGUACAACCGAACGCGAUUAGCACCUCGGAAGCAUCGAGUGCGCGCGUUGCUAGUCUUGAAGCUGAGGUAGAGAACUUGCGAGAACAACUUUGGAAGGCGAAGGGGAUUAACGACGUGAUGUGGGAGACGGCUGUGCGGAAAGUCAUGACGCAGGAAAAACGAGAAGCGAUUGUGGAAGACUAG